Molecule: messenger RNA, 3057 nt
Organism: Chara braunii
Lineage: Eukaryota; Viridiplantae; Streptophyta; Charophyceae; Charales; Characeae
Source: the annotation of a GenBank genome assembly
UGUGAUGAACAAGAUGGAUUGAAUUUCGAAAGAGGGUCAGCAUGGCAGAACAUCACAACCGAACGAUGGCGGGAGAUUAUUUUAACCGAGCGAUGGCGGGAGAUUAUUUCAACCGAGUGAUGGCGGGAGAUCAAAGCCAGAUGAUAGCGGGAGAUCAAUGCCAGAUGAUGGCGGGAGAUCACAACCGAACGACCAACGCGGUCAGCAGAUCUGUGGUAGGUUAUGUGCAGAUUGCGAAGAAGAGACGGAACUCGAAGAGCGAUCAUCCAGCUGAGGAAGAGGAAAACAAGGAGCGAGCGGCAUUGGGCUUGGAAACUGUUCUUGAAGAUACGAGGGGUACGGAGAAGGAGAUGAAGCAGGAGGACAAAGAGGAGGAGAAAGAGGAGGAGAAAGGAGAGGAAAACGAGGAGGUUGUGUGGCUGCGAUGCGGAAGGGCCGUCACUUUCGGGCGUCACUACAUGUCCACAGUUCGACUGCGCGACGUGUACGCCAGUCGUCACCACGCCGCCAUCAUCGUCACUCCCGAGGGAGUGGUAUGGCUGUGCGACACCAGCGCCAAUGGGGUGUACGCAAGUCAGAUCCGGCGACGGCGGACAGGCGACGCAAAUUUGCGAGGAGACGGUCGUCGGGAUCCCUACGAAUUGGAUGGGCGCGAUCGCCGUCGAAGAGAUGGCAGCAAGGCGGAGGUCCAGCUUGACAACAGAGGGCGACUUGAAGGGACAUCAAGUUUCAGGAAGGACUCAGAUUCGCUGCUUACAGUCUCGUGGCUUGGAGGCGGGGGCAACUCCAUCGUUCUUCCCCCCUCGACAUCAUUGUUGGUAUUCAUGGGAUGUAACCUGGAUCGAGAGGCUAUGGAACACCGACGUGACCGGCUUUGCAAAGACGUCCGCGUGGACGUACAUCGUGCAGCUGCUGAACAACGUGAAGCUAUGGCGGCGUUGCUGAGCCAACGUCCCGCUCCAACGGAUUGUUCAUGCUUCGAUAUCGUGGUCUUCUCAGGCAAGAAGAGUUGGAAAGAAGCGGCAGCUGAGCUCGCAAUGCGAAGAGGGGGAAAUAGUCAUAAUCCCUCGAUCACCAUGAUGUGCAAAAAGUCACCAUGGUCAUCACCUCGUUGUCACGGAGGCGCGAAAGAAGAGCCAAUUGUCAAGAGGCGGAGAUGCGUUGACGAUCACUCUGCUGCUGCUGCAGCUGCUGCAGCUGACGUGGCAAACAUUCCUGCUUCGCGCAGAACACCGGCGGCGGCGGCGGAUAAGAAGAGCAAACAUGAUGAGGAGCGGAAGAGACGCGCUUCGUGCGCUCGCAACUCAUCACCGACAGACUCGGCGGACCCUCUAGACCGCCGAGGAGGGAAACAUGAUGUCAGUUGCAGGUGCAUCGGCCAGUCAUGUCGCCUACAAGACCUGAGCGGCAAUUGCAGGGACCGCAUCAUCUCGCCUACAGAGAACGAUUGCUGCUGUGGCGAUAAUACUCGAGGUGGAGAUGAUGCCCAUCACGACGAUGCUCAGCAUACGGACUGCACAAUGGCACCACCAUCACCGAUGCUUGUCACUUCGGAUCGAAUCUCGACACGUUGGGAAGACGGCAUAAGACGACAGGAAAUGGGACAAAGAAGGCGUGACCAUGCUGGAAGCCAGGUUGGCAGUCAAACACGGGCGGGUGGGAACAUGGAAUCCACCUCGUGCUGCGCUAAUGUUUCCGCCCAUGGCAGGCACGGCGCUGGCCAUGGCGAGCGUGCAGACGAUGCAGGGGGUGGCGGCGGUGAUGCUGAUGAAGCAGAUAUUGGCGAUGGUUUCCAAGUUGGUGACGAGGAGGAUGACGGCAGUCAGGUAAGCAGGGGACUAAGAUCACGAUCGCCAUCUGCUGCCUUGGUCGUGAUGGAGUUUAACCGUCUCCCGCCGUACGUGCGUCGGCAGUUGCAAAACUUGCCCAGCGGCAAUGAUGCAUCAUCAUCACCAUCUAAUGGGAUUUUCCUGAGUCGCGCUGCCAGCGGUAUCUACAAAAUUUAUCGGAUUGGAAAAGAAGAAGGGGACGGCAAAAGUGCCAGGCUGCCGGAUAAUGACAAAGUUCCCUCAGGAGCGAUUGGAACUGAAGCAGCUCGUGAUCCUGGUCGUGAUCCGCGUCACGUUCAAAAUAUGAAGAACGAUGAUGACAACAAAGGAGAAGAGAGAGACCGAGACGAGGAAGCGGCAAACGUGUCUGCGAGAGAUGGUGGGUUGCCGUCCUGCGGAUGCACGGUGGGGGAAAGGUGCGGAGCGCCCGGAAGCGCUUGCCGAGCCUGCGGGUUCCGAACGGAAGAGGAUGUGCACCAUGGUGAUGACAGGUUGCCGGCGUUGCAGCGCAGGGAAAAAAGGGGAGCAGAUCUGAAUCUUAGUCGUCCGUCGAGACGUCCGAUCCAAGCGUUUUCGCUCUUUCAUCUGUACGCACCGAAAGGCCAUCUUGUUCAUCGCCAGCGCAAGCCGAGCGGUAGAGAGAAGGUUCGGGGCAAGGUUUCCAAGAUAAUAAUUGUUAAACGGAGGGACAAAAUCUAUGAGAAGAAGAGAGCAUCCAGCCAGAACAGCGCUGCCACUGACAAGAAGAAGAAGAAGAGCCUCGAUAUUGACGACAAGAGAACCACCAAUUCGCCUCCUUGGCCGUCCAAGCCUGCUGAUCUACUGCCGUCUCGGCUGGUCAAAGGGCGUCCUGCCUGUUAACGGCAAUGUCCGCAGCGGUAAAAAGACGACGACAAUGCUCCUGCCUGUUAACGGCAGUGGCGGCAGCGGUAAGAAGACAACGACAAUGCUCCUGCCUGUUAACGGCAAUGGCGGAAGCGGUAAAAAGAUAAUGACAAUGCCGCCAGGGGUAAAGACAACGGUAACGGCAGCAGUGGCAACAAAGCAGAUUCGCCUCCCUGGCCAUCCAAGAGGGCUGAUAUACUGCCGUUUCGGGUUCUCAAAGGGCGUGCAGCACGUCCUGCGCAACGGGAAAGAGCGUGGAACGCGUCCUGCACAAAGUGAAGGCGAUGGUAAAGAGAAUGGGCCUGAAUGACCAGGGCGGUGGCAGUAAAGACAACGGCAAUGG